This is a messenger RNA of Exaiptasia diaphana, 3221 nucleotides long. Its product is annotated as arginine/serine-rich protein PNISR. Gene Ontology annotation, cellular component: nuclear speck; presynaptic active zone. The record is from RefSeq and is a predicted model, not a curated record. Bases 897 to 2768 code for a protein of 623 amino acids. The transcript has 7 exons. NCBI's taxonomy places the organism in Eukaryota, Metazoa, Cnidaria, Anthozoa, Actiniaria, Aiptasiidae. Gene Ontology annotation, molecular function: RNA binding.
UUCGACAAUGUAGAGGUGGCGAAGUGUGUGCAUUUCUUGCUCAUUUUUGUCCGCUCUCAAGAUAAAAUAGCGAACAGUAAAAGGUACAAGAGUUCUUUAAUAAAUAAUCUUUCUACAGGUAGGAAUAAUUUGAAGAUAUUUCCAAGAUCUACAGCUAUUUUGAGCCACAAGAUUUUGGUGUUGACGCGUCGAAGUGGCGGCGUCCCCUUCGAGAACUGGACACAUUUGUUACUGAAAAACAUUGUAUUUGAUUUGAUUUAUAUAAUGUGGAUUCCGUGAAAUGAUACUCAGUACCUAAGUAUAAAGCACGAUAUGUUUAAAGCAGCAUUACUGAUGAAGUGAAACUGGAUUUUUUUGCAUUUUGUAAGAGCGCGGACUUUGGAGUAGGACUUUGACAGGAUAGAUUGUUUAUUAUUGCAAAAUCAUGUAUAUUUCGUUUAUAAACAUACACUUUGGAUCCAAAAUUGUUUAUGGACAGUGCUUUAAGGAUUCAUUCCUCAAUCUUGUGAUUUCAACAUCAAAAUCUUACGCCCUGUUCUAUGAUUCAAGCUUUUAAGUACAAAUGGAAAUGAAAACAGUGUGUUUGGAUAGAUAUUAUUUGUCUGUCAGAUAAUGGUCAUCAUUGUAUCGAUUUUUCUGCUGGUUAAACACUUAUCUGGUGGAUAGCACUUCUCCUUUGUUCAGCCCUACAAAAACCACCCCAUUUAUAAAUAACUAAUAUGCAUUAACAUGUUUUGAAUAAAGUAUACUCAUUCGUAUAAAUUAUUGGAAGUAUUUAUGUAUUUUAUUUCAUCAUGCCUUUGUUGGGUAUUCUUACACAUUGUUGAUAAGUGGUGUAAUGAUAGUAUUGUAUUGCGAACUUGCUUUUGACGUCUUCCUAAUAGCUAGCUACUAUAAUGUGGGCCAACGGAAACCAAUCCACACAGUGGUGGCCUAUGAAUUAUGGCUAUCAAUAUCCACCCCAAGAUUCAAGUGCUGACUGGGCCACCAGGGCUGCGUUAUGGGCUCAACAACGACAAGCACAGGAAGAUAUGAACAAGCAACAUCAAGAGUACUAUGCAUCAACUCAGAAACAUCCAAUCACUGAACCACCAUUACCAGACACUGACCCACCACCUCCCCCAGGGGAAUCAAUUGUUAUUCCACCAAAACCUGAACAUGAAGUUGAUAAUUUAGAGAGUGUUGCUAUGGAUGAUGAAUCCUUGGAUACCACAACACCUGAACAAGGAAUUGCAGUGACUCGACUAGACUAUAAUCAUGGCCAGCCAGUACCAUUACCUGAAGUAGGUCCACCACCACCUAUUCCUGGUAUGCAGACUUUUGAUCACAAUCAUGGCUUUACUCCUGCGUCAAGUGCACAAUCAUAUGGGCAUGUACCAGCGCAGAGGUUUGAUUAUGGCCAUCAGAGUCAUCAACCAUCAUCUAACCCUCCAGCAUCAUCACACUGGUAUGAUUAUGAUCAUGAUGAUCGUCAUCACAAAGAUUUUGAACCAGAACGGCACCAUUCCAGGGUUAGCAGAAACAAUGAACCAGUAGCACCCCAUGGAUUUGACUAUUCAACUUUAUCAGAUGUAAAGAAGAAAGCAUUGCCUCUUUGGAUUCGCGAGGGUUUAGAAAAAAUGGAACGUGAAAAACAGAAGAAACAAGAGCAAGAGUUAAAGAAAUCUCUGAACUCUUCGACAUCUUCACUGUCAACCAUUGCAGGAUAUGACCAUGGCAAUGUCCAUUCUCCUGUUCCUUCACCAACACGAGUUGAGUCAGAUGAAGAGCCAAUUAAAACUGAACAAGUUAAAAAACAAGAAAUUCAUCACUCUAAAGACAAGAAGACAAGUAAGCGUCAUUGGUCUCCUAAGAAAUCACUCAAAAGUGAUUCAUCAGAUGAGGAAGUAGAUAAUAAAAGUGAAUCUGAAAAACAACAAGAAAUGCUGGUAAAAAUGCGCACAAUGCUGACAGAGAUACUAUUAACUGUUACCAAUGAUGAACUUCAUAAUAUUGCUAAAGAGAGUUACAGUGAAGCAUUGACAGCUGAAAACAAGCAGUUGAGGAACUCUGGUGGUUUGGUUGUAUUAAAGAAUCCGGGAGCAUUGGGUGUUGGUGACUAUGGAUCAGACUCAGAAUCAAGUGAUGAAGAAACCCCAGAGCCAGAAGAAAGACACCAUGCUCCUAGCGAGCUCCCAGAAAAACCUAAACAAUCCAUCUCUCCUCUUAGAGAUCAGCAUGAAUAUAAAAGCUCCAGUCAGUCACGCUCUAGUUCUCCACGUCAUGGAACACCUAGUGAUGUAUCUGAUAGAGAGAGCGAAAGGUCAAGUUCAUCAAAAAAGAAAAAACAUCGUUCAAAACAUAAAAGAAAAGAUAGAAGUCGCAGUACUUCCAGGAGUAAACAUAGGUCACGGCGUAGCAAAUCAAGAAGUAAAUCUCCUAAAAAACGUAAAAAUAGAAAGAGGGAAAAAAGUAGAUCCCCUAGUGACUCUCGUAAAUCAAAACGUCACUCUCGUAGCUCUAGUAGAUCUCCAAGAAGACACAGAAAACACUCUGAAAGUGGCAGCAGGUCACCAAGCAGUAGGAAACACAGUAGAAGAAAGAGAAGUGAAAGUGAUUCGCCAAGAAGAAAACGUAGUCAUCGAAGUCGCAGUUCUUCUUCUGAUAGGCAUAGGGAGGGUAAGAGAGGACGCAAACGAAGAUCUCGCUCCAGAUCAAGGUGGUUUAAUCCUUCUGUUUUAAUGUUUAUUGUAGGUUUAAUAAUUAUCCAAGGUCUUGCCAAGUGGUAACAUUUUUCCCAUUUGUUCAUGUUUUCUCUUUUCUAUUCCCAUUUAUAUCAUGCUAUCCUACUUUUUCAUUCUCCCACUGCCUUCCAUUUUGUCCAUCUAUGUUUCACAACUAUUGUGUCAGAAUUCCUUUACAACUUUUCAAUUGUCUUUUGUAGGUCGUCAACUCCAAGACACAGGCGUCACUAACAAAAUACUAAGAACUCUUCUAUGGGUAUCUCUUGAUAUGACCCUUAUUACAAUUACAGGUUUAAGUAGGAUAAGGAAUAUGAAAAAAUAGCAAAUGCUGAGUGUCCUCAAAGACUGGGAGGAAAAGGGGAUGAAAAUUCCAGUGAAUUUCCCAUUUCAUACUUUGCUAUCCCACCCAUUUUAAAGUUUUCAACCACAACAACCAUACAUUGUACUAACAAACAUGAUUUUCCGUGUCCUUACAAAUAAAAUCAUUACAACAUUGGA